GGUGAAGGAAAAUGUAAAUAUAUACAAUACGGUGAACGCAACCGAAAUUAAUCAUAACAUCCACCGGUAAAAAUCGAUAAGACUAGUCGUACCGAAAAGUGCCAUAUUUAUCAAGAUUUGAUUUUACUAUUACUAUUCAGCUAGUCACUAUGAACACAAGAUACCUGUACGCGUGUAUAUUCUAUGCCAUCUUGCUUCAUUGUACCUCCACCGAAAAGACUGGAUUUUGCCACAUUCGUCACUUCUUUCAGCACUAUUUUACGAGUCCUAUCGAUGAUGGACCAAAUGCCCUAGCUCAAAAACCAAAAGUCUAUCUGCUUUACGAUGUAAAUCCUUCGGAAGGAUUCAAUCUGCGGCGCGAUGUGUACAUUCGUCUGGCUGUUUUCCUGAAAAGUCUGCGGAGAUAUCGUGGCUACGAGAGCGCCGUAUUAGUUUUACCCCCGUGGUCUACCUUAUACCACUGGCGAUCGGCUACGGAUCAAAUGCACAUUCCAUGGGGCCACUUUUUCGACCUCACUUCGAUGCGUCAAUAUACCGAUGUCAUUGAAAUCAGUCAAUUCUUUCAAGAAUAUAAAGAUAACAGAGGAAAGGAGGCGUCUAAAGUACGGAUUGACGAAUUUUACCGGUUAUCGCACUUUGAUGAUAUGUUCGAGAAUGGAGUGUUUGUGGACAAGUUCGAACGAAGCGCUUGCCAGCGAAACUCGAUUCCGUCGGUGGGUGGAGUGCAGGGAAUUAUGGGUUAUCCAAAUGUGACAAUCGAUGAGUUACUAUGUAUGCGGUUUCAAGGGUCUGCUUCACUGUUGCAUUCCAUGUUCGAGAAAUUCAAACCUAAACAUCCGCGACCACUGCGGGUUAUAAUGCUUUACAAUGCUGAAACCAUUCUGCACAAUUUCUGGGGCAAUGUGGACUAUUGGGAAGCUCGUCGUUCGAUGCGUUUCAACAAGAAUCUGGUGGAGUUAGCUAGUAAAUUUCGGCUGGAUUAUUUUAAUUCCACGAACGAUUUGGACCGCGUACAGCGCCCUGCGUCGUGGGUGGAUGAAAAACCCUAUCGUAAAGCCAAGGGAGGAGAAUACCUGUGUGCGCAUCUUCGCCGAGCAGAUUUUUUGCAUGGGCGAGAGAAAACCACACCAACGCUUCGAUCGGCUGCCGUCCAAAUCAAGCGACGAUUGUUGGAGCUGGGUUUGCGAAAAGUAUUCGUUGCCUCCGACUGUCAUCGAACCGAGUUCCAUGAGCUAAAGAACUACCUCAAACGGUUCAAGGUAGUUCGCUUCACACCGGAGAGUAAACAGCAGCUAGAUUGGCUUAAAGAUGGUGGCGUUGCCAUUGUGGAUCAGAUCAUUUGUUCACACGCACGAUACUUCCUUGGCACGUACGAGUCAACCUUCACCUAUCGGAUCUACGAGGAACGAGAGAUACUGGGUUUCCCGAAGGAUUUGACCUUCAACACCUUCUGCAAAGAGGAGGAAGCCACCGACUGCGAGAAAAAUUCCGUUUGGCCUAUUCAGUAUGAUUGAAUGGGACUCAGAUAUGCUGUCAGAGCUCUGGCGUAACGAAACGUGUGUGGCCAAAAAGUUUACGUUUUUUUUUUAUCUAUUGCCAUUGAAUUUUUUACUAUUUUUAAAAAUACUCUCCAUUAGAUUUCAUUCUUCCGUUGUGUUUUUUACAAACAAAAAAUAAAGGUGAUUUUUACUUUAGGUCUAAUAAUAAUGCAAACUGUAAUUAGCAAUAAAAAAAUAAACCUCAA
This is a messenger RNA of Wyeomyia smithii (pitcher-plant mosquito), 1744 nucleotides long. RefSeq names its product GDP-fucose protein O-fucosyltransferase 2. Bases 150 to 1514 code for a protein of 454 amino acids. The transcript is spliced from 2 exons. Gene Ontology annotation, molecular function: peptide-O-fucosyltransferase activity. The record is from RefSeq and is a predicted model, not a curated record. NCBI's taxonomy places the organism in Eukaryota, Metazoa, Arthropoda, Insecta, Diptera, Culicidae. Gene Ontology annotation, biological process: protein O-linked glycosylation via fucose.